AUGGUAGUAACAGAAGGGCAAAUCGAAACGAACCAUGAAAGGAAAAAGCAAAAAUACAGGAAGGAGAAACCUUGGGAUAAUGAAAACAUAGACCAUUGGAAAAUAGAUAAGUUCACGAGAGAAGAUAAUAAGAAUCAUUUCCUGGAAGAAUCAAGUUUUAAGGUUUUAUUUCCAAAAUAUAGAGAAAAGUAUUUGCAACAAUUCAGUACAGAUAUAAAGAAUGCCUUAAAUAAUCAUUUCAUAAAAUUCGAAAUUAAUUUAAUAGAAGGAUAUAUGUGUGUUAAAACAACGAAGAAAACAUUCGAUCCUUAUAUUAUAAUAAAAGCAAGAGAUAUGAUUUCUCUACUUUCGAGAAGUGUCCCAUUUAGUCAUGCAAAAAGAGUUUUGGAUGAUGAGACAUUUUGUGAUAUAAUAAAAAUAAGUACUUAUGUACGAAAUAAAAAUAAAUUUAUUAAAAGAAGACAAAGAUUGUUAGGAAGUAAUGGAACUACAUUAAAAGCACUCGAAAUUUUAACAAAUUGUUAUAUAUGUGUUCACGGAAAAACUGUUAGUGUCAUUGGAUAUUUUAAAUCCUUAAAAAUUGUACGUAGAAUUAUAAUCGAUUGCAUGAAAAAUAUACAUCCAGUUUAUCAUAUUAAAGAAUUAAUUGCCAAAAGAGAAUUAGAAAAAAAUGAAGAAUUAAAAAAUGAAAAUUGGGAAAAACUACUCCCAAAUUUUAAAAAAAGAAAUGUACAAAGAAAAAAAAUUAAACAAAAAAUAGACAAAAAGAAAAAUGGAAAGAAAGAGAACAAGUCCAUCUUCCCCCCUGAUCAGUUGCCUCGUAAAAUUGACAUUCAGAUGGAGACUGGAGAAUAUUUUAUGCGAUCAAAUUUCAAGAAGCGAAAUAAAAACUCAACCAAAUCGGAACUAACACAGAGGGAAUCCUCUCCAUAG
This is a messenger RNA of Plasmodium gonderi, 933 nucleotides long. RefSeq names its product KRR1 small subunit processome component. Lineage: Eukaryota; Apicomplexa; Aconoidasida; Haemosporida; Plasmodiidae. Gene Ontology annotation, molecular function: RNA binding. The record is from RefSeq and is a predicted model, not a curated record. Gene Ontology annotation, cellular component: nucleolus; small-subunit processome. The transcript has a single exon. The coding region runs from base 1 to 933 and encodes 310 amino acids.